AUGUGUGACCAGCAGAAACAGCCAGAAUUCCCUCCAUCUUGCGUGAAAGGUUCAGGAUUGGGAGUUGUGCAGAGUACCAAAUGUACUUCUGUAAAAUGCCCACAUCCAUGUCCGACUCAAACCUUCGUGAAAUGCUCACCUCCAUGUCCAACUCCAAGCUUUGUGAAAUGCCCAGGUCCAUGUCUGACUCAAACCUACGUGAAAUGUCCACCUCUGUGUCCAACUCAAAACUAUGUGAAAUGCCCAGUUCCAUUCCAGACAAAGACCUAUGUGAAAUAUGUAACUCCUUGCCAGACCCUUGUGAAGUGCCCAGCUCCAAGCCAGACGACCUACGUGAAAUGCCCAGCUCCUUGCCAGACAUUUGUGAAGUGCCCUGCUUCAUGCCAGACGACUUGUGUGAAAUCCUCAGCCCCUUGCCAGACCCAGACAUACUAUGUUCAGACCCCUGCUCCUUCCCAAACCUACUAUGCUCAGGCUCCUGUAAGAGGCUCAGUCACCUCAUGUUGUGUCCCUGAUCCAUGCUCUGAUCCUUGUUCCACCAGCUACUGCUGUCUGGCUCCCCGGACCUUCGGAGUGAGUCCUCUGAGACGCUGGAUCCAACGGCCCCAGGACUGCAACUCAGGAUCGUCUGGUGGCUGUGAGGAUUCCGGAUGCUGUGGCUCUGGAUGCUGCAGCUCUGGGUGCUGCAGCUCUGGAUGCUGUGGCUCUGGGUGCUGUUGUCUAGGAAUUAUUCCCAUGAGGUCCCGAGGUCCUGCAUGCUGUGAUUGCGAUGAUGACUGCGACUGUUAA
This is a messenger RNA of Budorcas taxicolor (takin), 789 nucleotides long. It is a transcript of the gene KPLCE, whose product is annotated as chromosome 3 C1orf68 homolog. The record is from RefSeq and is a predicted model, not a curated record. NCBI's taxonomy places the organism in Eukaryota, Metazoa, Chordata, Mammalia, Artiodactyla, Bovidae. The coding region runs from base 1 to 789 and encodes 262 amino acids. The transcript has a single exon.